This is a messenger RNA of Haemonchus placei, 204 nucleotides long. The record is from the annotation of a GenBank genome assembly. NCBI's taxonomy places the organism in Eukaryota, Metazoa, Nematoda, Chromadorea, Rhabditida, Trichostrongylidae.
AUGAAAAGUGACAUCAGAAAGUGUUCGACUGGAUAACGGCAUCGAAUUGAACGCAGAAUCUUCCAUGACUCAAGUAGAUCUUUAGGCCCAGCAUUGUGUACAGGAUAGCUGAUGACCGUGCCCUUACCGUUGACACAUGGUUGUGACGGUUUACGAACAGUUUCCGAGAAUAGUGGAUUCGCCCAUGUGCGACGGAUUGCGUAG